Dendrobium catenatum is the source of this 1088-nucleotide messenger RNA. Its product is annotated as protein CDI-like. The coding region runs from base 211 to 954 and encodes 247 amino acids. The transcript is spliced from 2 exons. The record is from RefSeq and is a predicted model, not a curated record. NCBI's taxonomy places the organism in Eukaryota, Viridiplantae, Streptophyta, Magnoliopsida, Asparagales, Orchidaceae.
AAAACUGCCGGUCUACCGCAAAAGAAGCCUUGGUUGUUCCUUCGCGUCUCUCGUAAACCGGGGCGGUACACAGAUUUCCCACCAUCGGUAAUACUACUCGGCUCACAAAUCGUAUUUCUCCGAUCACCACCUCGCGCCUCCCAUUCUCCAGCUCUCUUUAUCUCACCCCCUAGUUCCCCAUAUUUCUCCCCCUUCCUCAUCCCAAUCUCAAUGGCCUCUUCCAAUCAUCUACCCGGCACGACUCUUCCUCCAUUCAUGAUUUUCAUCGGCUACGACCCCCGCGAGGACGCCGCCUACAAUGUCUGUCGCCACUCUCUCCUCAAGCACUCCUCCAUUCCUCUCCACAUCUCACCCAUCAAACAAUCCGAUCUCCGGUCUUCUAAUCUAUAUUCCCGCAAACGCGACACCACCGAAAGCACCGAGUUCUCAUUCACCCGAUUCCUCACCCCUUACCUGGCCGGCUUCCAGGGAUGGGCCAUGUUUGUCGACUGUGACUUCCUAUACACCGCCGAUGUGGCCGAUCUCGUCGCUCUCAUUGACGAUCGCUUCGCCGUCAUGUGUGUACACCAUGAGUACGUUCCUAAAGAGACUACUAAGAUGGACGGCGCCGUUCAGACUGUGUACCCGCGGAAGAACUGGUCUUCUAUGGUUCUUUACAAUUGUGGUCAUCCCAAGAAUCGGAUACUGACGCCGGAGCUCGUGAGCUCGGAAACAGGGGCGUUUCUUCACCGUUUCAGGUGGCUUGAUGAUGAGGAGAUUGGAUCUGUGCCUUUUGUUUGGAAUUUUCUUGUGGGGCAUAAUCGGGUGGUGGAGAAUGAUCCCACUACGUUUCCGAAGGCGAUUCAUUAUACAUUGGGCGGGCCUUGGUUUGAGAGGUACAAGGAUUGUGAGUUUGCUGAUUUGUGGCUGAAGGAGUUGGAAGAGUGCGAGAAGGAGAAGAAAGGCGAUUAUUGAUGGACAUUCCCAAAGCAUCCCAAACAGCUGGAGAAGCAUCCACAAUGUUAUUGUGGCAUGGAGGUUGGAAAUCAUGAUCAGCAUCACAACCAUAUACGGAGUCACAUUCAUCCACAACCUUAGCCAACACCGAC